Anisakis simplex (herring worm) is the source of this 477-nucleotide messenger RNA. The record is from the annotation of a GenBank genome assembly. Lineage: Eukaryota; Metazoa; Nematoda; Chromadorea; Rhabditida; Anisakidae.
AUGUGGGUAUUUGUGAAUGCAUUGAUUGAGAAUCCGACUUUUGAUUCGCAAACGAAAGAGACGUUGACAUUGCAAUCGAAGAGUUUUGGAUCGAAGUGUGAACUGUCAGAGCGAUUCGUUGGAUCGGUGAUGAAGUGUGGCAUUAUUGAGGCGGUAAUGGCAUGGGUUCGAUUCAAGCAACAAGAAACGUUGGACAAGAAGUGCUCAACGAAGAGAACGUCAAAGUUGAAGGGUGUACCGAAACUGGAAGACGCAAACGACGCCGGUACAAAGAACUCGUCAUUGUGUACGCUGAUUUUGACUGAAGGAGAUUCAGCGAAGACACUGGCAGUGGCUGGAUUGGGCGUUGUGGGUCGUGAUAGAUACGGAGUGUUCCCGUUGAGAGGCAAAAUGCUGAACGUUAGGGAGGGAAGUCAUAAACAGGUCGAUUUUUACUAUUAUUAUCAGUAUUGCUUUACAUUGUACUGCAUUCUUUAA